UGAAUAUUGGAGAGAAAAGACGAAACCCAUUUCAUUUCGUUUCAUUUCACUUGCUCGAUAGAAAAGGGAGCGAGCAGAAGAGUGCAGAGCAAGCGAGCGCAAAAGUGUGAUGCAGUUGGACAUUCACUCCAAAACGCAUGGCUUCUUCUUCUUCUUCUUCUCCUUCUCCCACUCACUCUUACCUCACACACCUUCCUCUUCAUUCAUCCUCUCAACAAGGUGAGAAGCGCGUGGACGACGAUGAAUCGCGGGUUCCGGUUCACGUCGUGACCGCGGCGUCGCAACUUCCCGUGGAGUUUCUGGAACCCUCGCCGCAGAAGGAGCUAGUCAUUGGCUUUGACUGCGAGGGCGUUGACUUGUGUCGCAACGGCACUCUCUGUGUAAUGCAGCUUGCAUUUGCUGAUGCUAUAUACUUGGUUGAUGCGAUUGAUGGGGGGAAGGAGCUCAUCCAAGCGUGUAAGCCUGCACUUGAGUCUAAUUACAUCACGAAAGUGAUUCAUGAUUGCAAACGGGAUAGUGAGGCAUUGUACUUUCAGUUUGGCAUCAAGUUGAACAACGUGGUGGAUACACAGAUUGCUUAUUCACUUAUAGAGGAGCAAGAAGGACGAAAGAGAUUGCCAGAUGACUACAUUUCAUUUGUUGGCCUCCUUGCAGAUCCACGAUAUUGUGGUACUAUGUGUCGUGGCAUAUCAUAUGUUGAGAAGGAAGAAGUUCGUGUCCUCCUCCGACAGGACCCCAAGUUUUGGACAUACAGACCAUUAUCUGAACAAAUGGUCCGUGCUGCUGCUGAUGAUGUUCGCUUUCUUCUCUACAUUUAUCACCAAAUGAUGGAGAAAUUGAAUGAGCGGUCUUUAUGGUAUCUUACAGUUCGUGGUGCCUUGUAUUGCCGUUGUUUCUGUGUGAACAGUAACAAUUAUGCUGACUGGCCAUCUCUAACCCCGAUUCCAGAUUCGCUGAAAGCUGAUGAAAAUGGUCCCGAGGAAGAAGUUCUUUCAGUUCUUCAUAUUCCCCCUGGAAAGAUGGGACGUGUAAUUGGGAAAAAAGGGGUGACAAUUAAGGGAAUCAAGGAGGCUUGCGAAGCGGAAAUUCUCAUGGGAGGUGACAAAGGCCCACCUGACAAGGUCUUCAUCAUGGGACCAGUGAAGCAGGUGAGGAAAGCCGAGGCCAUGUUAAGGGGUCGAAUCUUGGAUGUGUAGCAAUGAAAAGUCUCUCAUCAACUUUUGCAAUAAAUCAUUUUUCUGACCCAAUAGUUACUGCCAUUCUGCCUCUGAUAGUUGGACUGAGUUAGUGGAUUGAGAAUACUUUUUCCAUGCUUGUAUCUACUGUGGACAAGAAAACAAAGAAAAAAAGUAAUCAAGUUUUUUUUUCCAACAAUACUGAAUAGACUUACCCUAA
Messenger RNA from Cajanus cajan (pigeon pea), 1395 nucleotides. RefSeq names its product 3'-5' exonuclease domain-containing protein / K homology domain-containing protein / KH domain-containing protein. Gene Ontology annotation, biological process: nucleobase-containing compound metabolic process. NCBI's taxonomy places the organism in Eukaryota, Viridiplantae, Streptophyta, Magnoliopsida, Fabales, Fabaceae. The record is from RefSeq and is a predicted model, not a curated record. Gene Ontology annotation, molecular function: 3'-5' exonuclease activity; RNA binding.